AUGGUCUCCCAUCUAUCAUCAUUGUCCCAGGAAGAGGUGCAAGCAUUCAGCUCUGAGUUGAUUCGAGCCAUGAAUGAGAACAACAAAUCGAAAUUUGACUGUUUACUCUCAAAUACCGCGUAUGGCGUGUCUGGAUACGACCAUUACGGCCGCCUUCCUCUCACAUGCGCCGUGCAGCACAAUCGCAGCGAUUAUGUCAAGGCCCUGCUCGAUCGCAAUGCCAAUGUCAACCGCCCAUCACUAGAACCAUUAUAUAAGGGCUUCACACCUCUUUUUUGGGCAGUGGCCAAAGGGAGUGAAGAGGUUACGAAACUCCUUCUCGAUGCAGGAGCAUCAGUAGAUUCGCUCAGUGACAACCGCACGCCACUCUUCUUGGCUGUCCAAUACAAAGACCCGAAGAAGAUCGAACUUUUACUUCGUUAUCACGCUAAUCCUCAUGCUGUAUGCGCCUGGAGGCGCGGGUAUUUCGAAUCACCUUUCUCGCUCGCUAUAAGGCUACGCUUCGCUGAGGCAAGUAGUCUCUUACUAGAGGCACAGUUCCACCAUCUAGUAUCGUCAUUGAACCGAUCUACGACAGAUAAAAUCAGUAUCCACAAAAACUCAGUGCUGCUAAUGCAAGAGAGGCUUGAGACUUUAGCCAAACGGGCCUCCGAGGAGAGUCCUCUAGAGGUGGAAAGAACGAAAAUUGAAAAGACAGCUCCAAUCAUCCAUAGAGGUAUCCCGAGUUUUGAUUGGACGGUAGACAUCAAGGCUGAAGUUGAGCAUUGGAACUUUAUAGUCUAG
Messenger RNA from Penicillium subrubescens, 783 nucleotides. Its product is annotated as ankyrin repeat domain-containing protein. The coding region runs from base 1 to 783 and encodes 260 amino acids. NCBI's taxonomy places the organism in Eukaryota, Fungi, Ascomycota, Eurotiomycetes, Eurotiales, Aspergillaceae. The transcript has a single exon. The record is from RefSeq and is a predicted model, not a curated record. Gene Ontology annotation, molecular function: protein binding.